Triticum aestivum (bread wheat) is the source of this 1835-nucleotide messenger RNA. RefSeq names its product probable CCR4-associated factor 1 homolog 11. Gene Ontology annotation, molecular function: poly(A)-specific ribonuclease activity; nucleic acid binding. Gene Ontology annotation, cellular component: CCR4-NOT complex. The coding region runs from base 217 to 1122 and encodes 301 amino acids. Lineage: Eukaryota; Viridiplantae; Streptophyta; Magnoliopsida; Poales; Poaceae. The transcript has a single exon. The record is from RefSeq and is a predicted model, not a curated record.
AUGAUAAACAAGAUCAUGAUUGUUUGUUCUUGGCAAACCGCUUAGCUUCUCUGAAUUACAGCCGGUCCGUGUCCCACCACCGCAAUAGCCUUCCUCGUCCGACUACGACUACGACUCCACUCCCUCUCCUUCCUUAUAAUGCCAACACACCACCCGCCUAGCUAACACGAACGCAAAGCUACAAGCUUCUCUGGUUGAUUAGAGGCGUCCAUCGGCAUGAACCCGGCCGCCGGUAUGUUCCCAAUGUUUCCACCGCCACCGCCGCCACCUUUCCACUACGCGUUCCCGAUGCAGCCCCCGCCGUACUUCUACCAUGCACCAAUGUCGCCGGUAUGGCCGUCGUCGCCGGUCCCUGUGCUCUCCGUGUGGGCGUCCAACUUCAAGUACGAAUCGGCCAACCUCCGCCACGUCGCCAGGAACGCCCAGUACGUCGCCAUCGCCCUGCACUACCCGGGCGUUGUCCACCACCCCGACCAGGACCACAACGCCCUCACCGCCGAGCAGCGCUACGCUCUCGUGAAGGCCAACGUGGACGACCUGAAGCCGCUCCAGCUCGGCAUCGCCCUCUACGACAGCGACGGCGGGUACCUCGCCGCCUGGGAGUUCAACCUCCGCGACUUCCGCCCCCAGGCCGACCCGCACGACGAGAACUCCCUCGCGUACCUCGCCGGCCGCGGGCUCGACGUCGGCGCGCUCCGCGACCACGGCGUCAGUGCCGGCAUGCUAAGCAAGAAGCUGUUUGAAUCCGGCCUGGUCGGCGCUCGGCGUGGGCGGUCGCGGAGUUGGAUCACCUACGCUGGGGCUUAUCACGUCGCGUACCUGCUCAAAAUUGUCACCGGCGGCGCCCCGCUGCCGCGAGACGUGGCCGGGUUCAACGGCGCCGUGCGGCGUUACCUCGGCGACCAGGUCUAUGAUGUGGCCACGAUGGCGGCCGGCUGCCCGGCCAUGCCACUGGGGUUGGAGCAGAUCGCCGAUUACCUCGGCUUCCAUCCGCCGCUGGGGAGCCCUCGCCUCGCAGCUGCCGCCGGCGUGCGCGCGCUGCAGGUCUUCAUGCGGCUGAAGUACGUAGAGCUCGGCGGCGACGUGCGAAAAUACCGGGGUCUUCUUAAAGGCCUGCACUAGCUAGGUCGAUCUCACACCAACAAUGCUGAGCCGAGAAUUCGAAGCUCGUGCAAGAAGAUUGUUGCUGACCAGCUGCGUCCAUGGUAGCUCUGAUCAAGUCCUUGGAAGUCCCAAGUCUGAAGGAUUCCGUUUCAAAAAAAAAAGUCAAAAAAAAUAGUACUCCUUCCUAUCGAAGAGAGUACUAAACCAGCAACACUUAACAUGGAUCAAAGAGAGUACUACAGUUUUACAGUCCUCUUAGUAUUAUAGUAUAUAGUUUUUAAAAAGACUUCAAGCAUUAGAUUUCGGUAAUGUCCGAAAAAUUCCGUUUCAGUGAAGUUUCACAGUUUUCUCAACAACAAAAAAGUUCAGGUAACAGGUAGCAAGGAAGUACAGAGAGUUCGGCGGUGGCGUGGAGAGGUACCGACUUACAGGCAUCCCCUACGUCGAUCUGUCGAUAAUUCAAAGUUGGUGCAAGGAAGACUGAUGCCGACUUGCAUCCAUUGGUAGCUCUGAUCAAGUUCUUGAAGUCUGAAGAAUUAUUAGUACUCCACUUUUGAAAUUCAAGUAUUAGACUUUGUUUUUUUUUCAGUAUAGCUUCAUAGUAAUGUUGCCCAUGUAAUCGCAAAAAAUAUGUUAUGAAGUUAUAGUAUAAAGAUACCCAGUUCCUUUUUUUUUGAAACACUACCUAGCAAUUCUAUUGAAGAAAUAUCUUUGUAAACUCUUUUGUUAUC